AUGCCCCCAUGGGAUGACAAUGCCCCCAUCCACAGGGCACAAAAUGAGUUCAAGCCCAAGAACAUCAAGAAGAAGAAGAAGCGGAGUAUUAUCAUGUCUGUGGACGAAAACAGAAGGGAUGAGAUGCAGAGAACCCAGAACCAGGUGAACAACUUGCAGCAGUCAAUGAACCACAUGCAUGAGCAGCUGAAUUCCAUGUGGAAGCAGUUUACUGAGUUGCAGAGUGCCCUCUCUCAGCUCCUUGAUGACAACAUGCCUGUGGCACCUGAAGCGGAGGGGAUCCAACCGAAAAACAUCACCCCUGCACAGCGGGACGGAAUCCUCCCGAUAGGAAUCAUCCAGAGGGAGGAUCCCAACAAGAACCAAUCAUUCCAACAAGGCAUCAUCCCAAUAAAAAACAAUGGAAUGGAACAGAUGGAAUUUCAUGGACCACCUACACCUCCCAUCAUCCCCAUAGUGGGAUCCUGGGAUGCUGGAUUGAAUGCUCCACGUUGUGGAGAUUUCUAUGCCAGGAGAAAAGAUAUCCGGAGUAGAUAUGUGGCGGAUCCUGCUUUAAUGACCAUCACCAAGCCAGAACAUUUCGAGGCCAACCCUCAGAGCCAGGCCGGCAGUUGGCCGGUGGCUAAACCUCAGUACCCAGCAACCCAAUUGGAGGAAUCUGAUGUUUCAGCCCCCACUUCCAGCAGGUCUUUCCCAUGCAGCCUGACAUCCAGCCCCAGCCCUAGCAGAAUCAUAAGCAGCAGUGAGGCCUACGCCAGCCUAGACAGCUGGAGCUCCGGGGAGGUCUGCCUGCUCAGCAGCUCCAUCAAGAAGCACAGCCAGGAGGCCUUCCAGGCCAGACUCAACAGCUCCAGCUCAGCCAGAGGGCCUUACAGCAGAGCUCGUCCCCACGGAGUCCAGGGAGGGCCGUGCAGCCUCGUGGAGCUGCAUGAGGGGGCAGAACAGAAAAAGAUCGAAGCCAAACUCAAGUUCUCAAACUUCCUGGACGACGUCGGUGGCAGAGUGCUCGUCCCAGGCAGCCUGGAGGCCUUCCAGAAACUACCGCCUCCCCCUCCUCCCCAGAGAUCCAGCUCCCUCAGCCCCAGAAACUGCCCCAGCACCACCACAGGGUCGGGAGACGACGUGAUCCAAGUGGAGUACCGGUGGAGGAGCAGUCUGCCCUGCUCAGCGUCACUGCAGCGGGGCAGGAUGCAGGAGGAGCAGGGUCCCAUAGAAAUGCCUGUGGGGAAAGCUUACCUGGAGACGGACAUUGACAGUGUCCGGAGGGAGGAUGAGCUGAAGGACAUUAAGAUCAAGAACGAGAACACAUUGUCAACUCUGGAGAGGGAGAGGAAAAUGGGUGUGGUUCCUGAUGAGCAGAUGAACACCAUAAGCUCUUUGCAGGAGCAGAAGGAGGACCUCCGGAAGCGUCUGUCCUACACCACCCACAAGCUGGAGCUGCUAGAGAGCGAGUUUGACUCCACCCGCCAGUACCUGGAGACAGAGCUACGCCGCGCCCAGGAGGAACUCGACAAGUUCACCGACAAACUACGCAGAAUACAAAGCAGCUACUCAGCACUGCAGAGGAUCAACCAGGACCUGGAGGAUAAGAUCCAUAGAAAUUCUCAGCACCAUGACGACGAGAAGAGAGCCCUGAGCAGAGAGAUCAUCGUGCUCAACAACCACCUGAUGGAAGCCAAGCUGACCAUUGAGAAACUGAGGGAGGACAAUGAUCUGUACAGGAAGGACUGUAACCUGGCUGCCCAGCUGCUCCAGUGCAACAAGUCCCACUACAGGACUCAGCUUUCUGAGUUGCCUGCUGAAUUCCAGGAACGCGUGACCAUGCACAUGGAGGGCACACCUCUUUGCCACACUGCCUAUGCCGAUUCCGUCCCUGCCUCCGUCAUCGCCAAGGUGCUGGAGAAGCCCGACGAGGCCUGCAGUGGCAGCCAAGCCUCUAGCUCGCCUAGCCCCCAGCUCCAGGACCAAGGCUUCCUCCUGGACACCCUGGACAGAGGUGAGCGCCUUGGCCUCCGGGCAGCCUACAAGUCAGACCUGUACAGCAGCGACACAGCUCUGUACUGCCCGGUUGAUCAGAACCGUGAGCGCAGGCCAAGCAUGGACCUCCAUGGCCAGAGAAAGCUGGUCUACGGGCCCCAGAACUCCACAGAUAGUAACCCAGAGGAGGGUCCCUUGUUGGGGCUGAGGUCUGGCUUCUCCCAGGAGUGCUUUGCCAAGUUCCCCACCUCUCUGGGCCCCACCUCAGGCAGCUCCUACUCCAGCUUCAGCGGAGGGGGCUCGGACGACAAGGGCAACGGCCCACCGAGCAGCACGGCCUCCUCUCCCCACCACCACUCCCUCUACAUGGACUGGAGGAAUGGGGGAGACUAUGAGAGGAAGAGUGACUCCUCCUGGGAGAGGGACAGUCCUGGCGGGGGCGGCUUCGCCAAGGUCCACGCUGUCUUCCAGCAGGCCGGCGGAGCACACCACCAGAACGGCAGCUCACCUGUCUACAGCCGCACCAUGUCCUCGUGCUUCAGCGAGCCCUACGAACCCCUCCCUCCUUCCUCCUCGCCAAGCGUCGUCUAUGGAGACAGCCGCCGCGGCAGUACACUGGCGCCUGAGGAGGAGGAGCUGAUUGGCCGCUGGAGGCAGCUGAGUGUGGAGGACCUAAGCGCCCACUCGUACCACUCGCCCGGCCGGGCCUCGCCCUACAGCUUCUCCGAGCAGCACUUCUCCGUUCGGCCCGCCAAGAUCCGCCUGGGACCCCUCUACAGCAGCUUCCAGGAAGGGGCAGACUUCUACCAGGCAGGGGUAGGACCCAUCAUGGAAACCCCGGUGUGCUUCUCCACGCCCAGCCCCCAGUGUAGCCCUGUGGGGGGACUCCGUCAGUCCCAUCCGUCCCACAGCCAGCAGGCCCACCAGACCCAUCUCUACCGGGGAAAGGAGGACAGCCAGGAGUCAGAGCACAGCCUCUACCACUCAGCAAGCUCCAAUGACAGGGAGGGCAGUGUCGGUGUAGCAGGGGCCGGGGGAGGAGGUGGAGGGCAGAACAAGGAGUACCAGGACGUCAGCCCAAACAGCUCCACUGAGUCCCUAAACCAAAGGUCCCUGGAGAUGGCUGCCGAGCUGCAGCAGCACUACCAGACCGAGAUGCAGCAUCCAUCGCCCCCCCAGGGCAGUCCACCACCGCCCCCGCUACCACCUUGUCCCCCUCCCCCGCAAUACCAAACAUUUGGCACGUUAGGACUCUCCAGAAAGGACAGUCUCACCAAAGCCCAGCUGUAUGGAACACUUCUGAACUGA
This is a messenger RNA of Salvelinus namaycush (lake trout), 3285 nucleotides long. Its product is annotated as brain-enriched guanylate kinase-associated protein-like. Gene Ontology annotation, cellular component: synapse. Lineage: Eukaryota; Metazoa; Chordata; Actinopteri; Salmoniformes; Salmonidae. The transcript is spliced from 13 exons. The record is from RefSeq and is a predicted model, not a curated record. The coding region runs from base 1 to 3285 and encodes 1094 amino acids.